This is a messenger RNA of Oreochromis aureus, 8098 nucleotides long. RefSeq names its product protein strawberry notch homolog 2 (gene sbno2b). The transcript has 32 exons. Gene Ontology annotation, cellular component: nucleus. The record is from RefSeq and is a predicted model, not a curated record. NCBI's taxonomy places the organism in Eukaryota, Metazoa, Chordata, Actinopteri, Cichliformes, Cichlidae. Gene Ontology annotation, molecular function: chromatin DNA binding; histone binding. Gene Ontology annotation, biological process: regulation of DNA-templated transcription. Bases 296 to 5044 code for a protein of 1582 amino acids.
GGCGGAAAUAUUUUUUCGCUGUUCAAAAUGGCAGCGUCUCAAUCAGGAAGUGGAGAAAACAACUACGAAGAAUAAGUUGGAUAAAAUUCCCUAUUUCUGUUACUUUGACGCGAGUCUUCGAUCAAAAUCAGGCCGUGAGUUCGGGGUUUGGUUUGAGAAUAGGAAACACAUCAACGGUCAUGGACAGCAUUUGCCCUUGUUAAAAGCCCUAUUUCACACACAGCCAGCACGUGAGUGGUGGUCGGAAAGUCCAUAGUUUAAGUCUGCUGGUGGUCAUGAGUGAAGCUGUGGUCUGAUGCCCACCCUCACCUCAGCAAUGGCCAUGGACGGGGAGAACUACCUGCAUCCAGAAGGCCCUCAGGUGGACAACAGCUUGUUCUCUGUAACCCCCUCUAGCAUGGAGAGUUCAAUAUUUCCCACCCCCACUACCUGGCCCCUCUCUUCUCACCAGAGUGGAUACAGCAUACACUGCCCUAUGCAGUCUGGAAAUCAGCAGUACCACUUAAACGGCAGAGCUUUCACCAACAUUCCAGAUAUGCCAGUGGAUAUGUACCCGGGAAUCUCUGACAUGGACUUUCCCAGCCUCAACUUCUCUAGGAAUGGAGAGUUCACCCAGGACCUGCCCUGCCUUGAUGACAUCUCCACAAACUCUCUGUUCUCCUCUCCGACUGACUCACUGUCGGAGUAUGCUGAUACCCAGUCCUUCAUCAAUGCAGAGAACCUGGACACAGUGCCCACAAUCUGGGACGUCAGCACUAGUACCACCACACCAGCACAGAGCCAGUUAGAGCAGAAUGGCACCAGCAGGUUUCAAGGCUUGGCAAGUUUGGAGGAUAUAUCUGCUAUUAUCAGCACCCCACCUUUAGGAGGAUUCCAGCCUCAGACAACCCAGGCAGCAACAGAAGAGGAAGAGGAGGCUGAGGAAGAAGAAGCAGAGGAACUGGGACAUGUAGACACAUAUGCUGAGUACAAACCUUCCAAAUCCACUAUAGGAAUUUCUCAUCCUGACAUAGUGGUGGAAACAAACACUCUAUCCAGUGUCCCUCCUCCUGACAUCACAUACACUCUGUCCAUCCCUGAGUCAACUAUUAAAAACGGUCUGCUGUCUGCUCUGCAGCUAGAGGCUAUCAUAUACGCCUGCCAGCAACAUGAAGUGAUCCUCCAAAACAAGCAGAGGGCAGGCUUCCUGAUCGGAGAUGGGGCAGGGGUCGGAAAGGGACGCACUGUGGCAGGAAUCAUCCUGGAGAACUACCUUAAGGGAAGAAAAAAAGCACUAUGGUUCAGCAUAUCCAAUGACCUGAAAUUUGAUGCAGAGAGAGAUCUCAAAGACAUAGAUGCACCGAAUAUUCCUGUGCAUGCUUUAAACAAGAUAAAGUACGGUGACACAGCUACCUCAGAAGGAGUCUUGUUUGCAACUUACUCUGCACUGAUUGGAGAGAGCCAAGCAGGAGGGCAGCUUCGGACGAGGAUCAAACAGAUCCUGGAUUGGUGCAAACCAGAAUUUGAUGGAGUUAUUAUUUUUGAUGAAUGCCACAAAGCCAAGAAUGCCACAUCUACAAAGAUGGGCAAAGCAGUUCUUGACCUGCAAAGCAAGCUGCCGCAUGCCAGGGUGGUGUAUGCCAGUGCCACAGGUGCCUCUGAGCCAAAGAACAUGAUUUAUAUGAGCCGACUAGGAAUUUGGGGUGAGGGCACACCCUUCCGAACCUUUGAUGACUUCCUGCAUUCCAUUGAGAAGAGAGGUGUCGGGGCCAUGGAAAUUGUGGCCAUGGACAUGAAAGUGAGUGGGAUGUACAUUGCCAGACAGCUGAGCUUCUCUGGGGUGUCUUUCCGCAUUGAAGAGAUCGGGCUGGACAGUGACUUCAAAGAGGUCUAUAAUAAAGCUGCCAAACUGUGGGCCGAGGCGUUGAAAACGUUCAUGCAGGCAGCUGAUGAACUGGGCAUGGUCAGCAGGAAGUCUCUUUGGGGGCAGUUCUGGUCGUCUCACCAGCGAUUCUUCAAAUAUCUCUGUAUCGCUGCCAAGGUCCGCUCCUUGGUGGAGCUGGCCCAGAAAGAGCUGGAGGCUGGAAAGUGCAUCGUUAUUGGACUCCAGUCUACCGGAGAAUCGCGCACCAGAGAAGUCUUGGAUGAAAACGACGGGCAUCUGGACAGAUUUGUUUCUGCAGCCGAGGGAGUAUUCCAGUCUCUUGUAACAAAGCAUUUCCCUUCAGAGAAGCAAAGCAGGGAAAAAGCUCCAAGUAACAAGAGAAAACGGAAACCCAGAGGUCGCCAGCCCAAAGUACCCAAGCACAGUGUGGACAACAGCGGUGUGAUCAACAUCAUCACUGAUGACAGCAGUAGUGACUCCGAUGGCAUAGACACAGACUCUAACUCUUCACCAGACUCCUUGCUAGAUAAUGACGACGUCAUCUUUGUGAACCAGACUAGCUACCAGACAGCCAGAAUAGAGGAAAUGAAGCAGGACCUCCUCAACAAAAUAGCAGAACUGGGAAAAGAACUACCUCUCAACACAUUGGAUGAGCUCAUUGACAAGUUUGGUGGACCAGAUAAAGUCUCUGAGAUGACUGGUCGUAAGGGUCGUGUGGUGCGACGGCCUGACGGCACUGUCCGUUAUGAGUCACGAGCUGAGCAAGGGCUUACGAUUGACCACAUCAAUCUCAAGGAGAAAGAUCGCUUCAUGAGUGGAGAGAAGUUGGUGGCCAUCAUCUCAGAAGCAGCAAGCUCUGGGAUUUCCCUGCAGGCAGACAAGAGAGUGAAAAACCAGAGACGCAGGGUUCACAUGACCCUGGAGCUGCCUUGGAGUGCAGACAGGGCUAUUCAGCAGUUUGGUCGGACUCAUCGGUCAAAUCAGGUGACAGCCCCUGAGUACAUCUUUCUCAUCUCAGAGUUGGCUGGGGAGAGACGUUUUGCCUCCAUUGUGGCUAAGAGACUAGAGAGUCUGGGUGCAUUAACCCAUGGAGACAGAAGAGCCACAGAAUCCAGAGACCUGAGCAGAUACAAUUUUGAGAACAAGUACGGUACCAAGGCUCUGGAUAAAAUUACCAAAGCAAUUCUUGGCUUCAUAGAUAACAAGGUGCCCCCUCCCAAAGGCUACCCAGGGGGUGAUGCCAUGUUCUUCAGAGACAUGAAAGCUGGAAUGGUUGAUGUUGGGAUUUUAUGUAAGGAGCCCCGCAUUGGAAACAACAAUGAGAAAGACUGCAGCAUUACAAAGUUCCUAAAUCGCAUCCUGGGUCUGGAGGUCCACAAACAGAACCAUCUCUUCCAAUACUUUACUGACAACUUUGACUAUCUCAUUGAGAAGGAUAAAAAGGAGGGCAAAUAUGACAUGGGAAUCCUAGACCUUGCCCCAGGUAACGAUGAGAUUUAUGAGGAGACACAGGAAACUUUCUUGACAGCUGGAAAUCCUCAGGAUGGCCAGGUUGUUCUGUACAAGAUCAGUGUGGACAGGGGCAUGCCCUGGGAUGAGGCCUACAAGAAGUCACUGAACCUCAGCGGGCAUGAUGAGGGAUUCUACCUGUCUGUGAAGCUUCGAGGUAACUAUCCAUGUGUGCUGCUAGCUGAGCAAGGAAGAGGAAAGAACUUUGUGGUCUAUAAGCCCAACAUCGGCAAGCAGACUCACCCUGAGAGUCUGGAAAAACUGCACCAAAAGUACAGGAAGGUGACCCCUGAGGAAGCCAGGGACUGCUGGGAGAACCAGUUCACCUUCUCCUUCAAGAAAUGCAGUCACGCUAACUGGAAUGGGAAGUGUAAGAAAAUUGAGGAAGGCCAGGAGUGUCUGCAGGGCAUGCGCCUCCGUCAGUAUCACAUGCUGUGUGGAGCUCUGUUACGAGUGUGGAAGCGCGUCUCUGAUGUGGUGUCUGACAUCACCAACAGCAGCAUCCUGCAGAUUGUCCGCCUUAAAACAAAGCAGCAUAACAAACAAGUCGGUAUCAAGAUCCCAGAGACCUGCGUUCCUCGUGUACGGGACGAGCUCCUACAGAUGGAUGACGAAGUGAAGAAGAGGCGAAAAGAGAAAGAGCAGGCUGCUGAGAAUGAGCGCAAGCGGAAGAAUGAGUACCUGCAGGGGCACAGACAGCUCGUGGAAAAUCUAACCAACCACAAAACCAUGCAUACCCAGUCCCUCACUCAGCCUUUCGACCCGAGAUUCCCACUCCAACACAGAAUGCAUCCCCAAGCCCAGCCCACCUUACCACACCUCAGUUCAGCCCUCUUGACCUUACCGAUAAAUUCUAGCCAAACCCAGCAAAGGACCCAUAACAGCUGGUCCAACAAUUCGAGUUCCUUCUCCAACACCAACCAGAGCUCUCUGAACAACUCAGUUGGCCUCAAUCUCCCACAGUUUUACUCAUCCGCCUACAUGAACACUUUUCAGCAAACGAAGAACCUGCCUCCACUCCAUCAGACCAAGCAGCCUUCCACUUUGUCUUCCAAAAAUCCUUUCGACGAUAUCUUAGACCUUACCAUGAGCUCUCCGUCUCCCUCUCCAGACACCACAGAGGGCGGACUCAAUCUGGAAACUCUGACAAGCAACUCUGCAGCAUUUGCAGAUGAUUUUAAUCUAGAGUCUCUCAUCUCUCAGACUGCACCAAACGCCCAGCAUGCUGCACAAGUGCAGCUGCCUCUCAUGCUGCAGCAGCCUCUACAGGCCUCGCAGCAGCAACAGCAGCAGCAGCAGCAGAACCACAACUUGCUGGCCAAUAAUCACCAUGACUUGUUAGAUUAUUUUGACAUAUCUCUUUCCCCUCAGAUGCCCACACAGAAAGCCAGCCCUUCGUCUUCUACCUCCUCCUGCUCUUCCUCCACGUCCUCCACCUCUUCUGUGUCAAACAACAUGGGUUCUCUCUUCUCCAACCCAUCGCCCAACUCUUUGUUUUCCGGCUCUUCCUCUCACUUCCCCCCAGCCUAUCUCCUCUCAUCAUCAGACUCUGUUCCCUUACCCAACGGCAACUGCAGCUCCGGCGCUCUUGACGUCCGCGAGGCUUUGAACAGCAUGCUACAGGCCGGACCGGACCGCAAAUCUGUCAUUCAGUACAGGCCGCAAGAGUGAGAGCUCGACGGGCUCGUCUGGACUUUAUCUUUAGUUUUUUUCUUGUUGUUUUGUUUUUGUUAUGUCUCUUAGAGCAGAUGGCGUCUUGUUUGCUGCUGUCUUUGAUCGCAACCUUGGACCUACUCCCUCUCCCCUCAGGGCCUAUAGUCAAGUCACUGCCUGUCCUGCGUUGGGCUCACCCUUCUCUUUAUCCAUGUGUAGCGUUCACUUGCUUUAGGCUGUUGAGGUAACGACGGGCUCGAUCAAUAUUCAAUUUCUGCACCAAAGUGUGUCCUCCACGGUAAAAGGCAGCUGUUUAAAAAUAAAAGGAGAUGGAUGGGGGGGAGGAAAAAAAGAGGACGGGAUAACUUUAUUUUAUUGAACAUACGAGCUGUUGAGGUGCGGAAAUCUCUAAUAAACCUCCUGCUGCUGAUUUUUCUCGAGGUAUGAUUGGUGAGUUGCUGGAAGCUCUAAAUGCCUUUCACUAGUUAAAACCGCAUCUUUAAACUUUGCUUUACUGUUACUACAUUCACGGCUGUAUGCAAGGCUUUGGUUUGAGUGAAACACGAGGUAGUCGAACUGGAAGACGCAUGAAAUCUUUUAGCUGAUUAGCCAUGAAAUGCCUCAGAUUUCCUUUUUUUAUUUUUCCUUUCCCUUCUACGCACUCCCUCUUGUUUCUCUCCCUGCUUGUAUGAACACUAGUGUGAGGAAAAAAGGGAGAGGAAGAGCAGCCUGCUGUUGCAAACAGUGCCUUUGGAAAAAGUCUUUAAAUGCAGUCUUUAAAAUCCAUGUAGCCUAAUGUAUAGAUUUGUACUCCUGAGCGUUGGUUUCAAUUUUAAUUUAAUACGGUGUAUUUGUAUGAAACUUUUGGGGCCCUUGGUGAGUCAGGCAGUCAUCGUUUGUGUUACACUAUGCUGGUGUUGGGUUUCAGGAAGACGCCUCCUUUGAGCCUGCAUGUGCUUGUGUGAUUGUCUUUGUAGCUGUCCACAAACUUUUAUCUACACCCCUUUCUCCCCCUUUAAUUUCACGUGAUUCCCAUUUUUGUUUUGGAAAUCCUCAGGAAAAUCUUAUGUAUUUUUUUUUAAUCUUUCUGUGUGGAUGUGUCAUUUUUUGACCAACACUGAUACCCGAACCUGUUCACCGUCUCUAAUUCUAAAGGAUCACAAAGAAUUUCUGUUGUUCUGAAAAGAAAGCCCCCCCGUCUCUUUGCUGAUAUCAGAGUAAUUUAUUGUUUCCUCUUGAGCACUGGUUUUCACAUGAAUUCAACCUAUACUAAAAAAGAAAACAUCCAAUUUCCAUUUGAGGCUCUAAAAACUUUUGACAGAUGUGUGUACAUGUGUAUGAUAGUACAUAUUUAAAAACCUGUGAGGUCUGGCCAUGUUUGUGUGAUGCACUGUAGUUGGUUUGUGACAAAAUGCGCGGAGGAGUUAAAGCGAUCAAAAAGCAAUAAAAACCAUAUUAUAUGUUUGUUAUGAAACAGAAACGCUUCAGUACUGUUUACCCUCAACAGGCAAAGCUUUUUGGUUACCUUUGCAUGGUGUGAAUCGUCUUUAUUUCUAUUAUGCUUUGAAAUCUUUUAGUUAAACACAUUUUAAAUUCAUUGUUAUUAAAAAAAAGUUAUUUGUUAUUUAUAUUUAAGGGAUAUUUAGAUUUUAGAUACAUUAUCUUGCUUAUUGUAAUAGUUAAGGACAUGUUUGGUCAGGGAAGUUACUCGUUUUCAAGAUUGCUAUAAAACAAAUUCUAUUAUUACCUGCCACCAAAUAAGAUUGCACUGUUCUGUACUGCUGUACAGCGUCUGGAUUUAUUUCUGCUCGUUUUACUUUUGCUUUUCUCAAACACAAUUGUUUCUCCCACUCGUAGAGCUUUUUUUUUCUGCUGUCAGGCCUUCAGUUUGCAGAGAGAUACCAAAGUAUUCCACAGGCACCCCUAAAGUUACUGGCUCUAAGAUAUCAGACAUUUUAUCAAUCUCAGGAAGAAACCUACAGGAGGCGUAACGUCGGGGCGUUAGCAGAAAUAUAUCAGUUCCCCUUUUAAUGAUGACGAAACUAAUGAGUAUAUGUGCUAUUUUUUCUUAACUCUGUGCUGUGACUCUUGCUGUAUUUAUGUUUUAGACUUAAUGUGAUGGGUUUGUUGUUUGUCCUUGUGAAAAUGUCAGUGGUUCUAAAUAUUUAUGCCUUCUUAGGGCAAAGAUCAAAGGCUGUUUCUUUUAAGAAACAUUACUUUUCUGUGGACAGUUUUGUUUUUUUUCUUCGAACCAUGUUAACGCUGACCCGUUCUCGCGUCGACUCACACCUGGGUUAUACUAAAACGUGCAAUUAAUCUGUCCAAGCCUUCACCCCUCCCCGCUUCUGUGUUUAGGGUUUAGGAUGACUGAUUCGUUGUUGUUUUUUCUGUGUGCAGAAUAAUACUGCAGCAUGCCCUUCGUUUCGCUUUUAAUAAUAUUCGUCAGGCACAUUCCCAGACGCCAGUCUGCAAACGUUUUGCCUUUGAUUUUGUUUUUUGUUUUUAUAGUCACGGAAAUAAAGCUUUAUGCAUUUGAGGGAUAUGGACAGCAGUUUUUAGGAAAAAUAAUUCGUCAUUCGUUUAGUUAGGCCUGUAAUCAUUUUUAUCAUUUUGCACUAAGAAUGGCAUAAUCAAGUUACUGUUCUCCUGUUGGUUUUGAUUGAGCGUCGCACGCUUGAUGUGUUUCUGUUCUUCAGUGGAUUGCUCUGUGUAUACUGUAACCAUCUUUCUUGUUUCUCCCACCAGUUGCAUAUAUAUAAAUGUUAUCACCUUCAAAUAAUUUAUUGCUAACAAAAAACAAAAUGAAACAAAAAAACAUGCUACUGAUUGUAUGUAUUUUUAAACAAAGCCUAUUUUUCCUGUAAAAACAAAACUGUGUUCAGCACUUUUAUUCUGGGUUGUGCUUUUGUUUUCUAUAUAUUUAUAAUUUAGAUCCAAAUGUAUAUAUUGUAAAAUUUGUGCCUUUCAACUAAUUCUUAAAAAAAAAAAAAGUUUUCUACUUAUUAAAGGAAGGACGAUAUAAAAUUGCGGUCUUUGAAAACAGAUUAAAAACUUGAAGAUUGCUCAAACUGA